Limanda limanda (common dab) is the source of this 4684-nucleotide messenger RNA. RefSeq names its product serine/threonine-protein kinase 38-like. Bases 1 to 1668 code for a protein of 555 amino acids. The record is from RefSeq and is a predicted model, not a curated record. The transcript has 15 exons. Gene Ontology annotation, molecular function: ATP binding; protein serine/threonine kinase activity. Gene Ontology annotation, biological process: intracellular signal transduction; peptidyl-serine phosphorylation. Lineage: Eukaryota; Metazoa; Chordata; Actinopteri; Pleuronectiformes; Pleuronectidae.
AUGACGCCGUUGCGUUUGCCCAGAACGUGGAUGAGGCUAGCGGUCCCCGGGAAGCAGCUCUCCCUCACACGGUGGUUUUACGGAGCUGUAGACGGAGGCAGCGUCCCACCGGAGCUGGCGUCAGCUGUUUCUCCUGGUAGGUCUGUGUGGACGAGCGGUGAACUGGAGCCUGUAGCCUCACAUCACAAAACCCACCGGAUCACAUCCUUUAUUUCUUCCCCUGUGUGGCCGGCGGAGAGCCCACCUUUGACUCUGGAGCAGGACACGGAGGAAAGUGUGGCCAUGACGGGAGGGACGGCAGCGACCCUUCCCAUGAGCAACCACACCCGAGAGAGGGUGACUGUGGCCAAGCUGACACUGGAAAACUUCUACAGCACUCUGCUCACCCAGCACGAGGAGCGUGAGAUGAGGCAAAAAAAGUUGGAGAAGGCAAUGGAAGAUGAAGGUUUACCAGACGAUGAGAAAGUAAUGCGGCGCUCGCAGCACGCCCGUAAGGAGACCGAGUUUUUGCGACUGAAGAGGACGCGACUGGGCUUGGACGACUUUGAGUCCCUUAAAGUUAUCGGAAGAGGUGCUUUUGGAGAGGUGCGCUUGGUGCAGAAAAAAGACACGGGCCACAUCUACGCCAUGAAGAUUUUGAGAAAGGCAGACAUGCUGGAGAAGGAACAGGUUGCUCAUAUCCGAGCAGAGAGGGACAUUCUCGUGGAGGCAGACGGCGCCUGGGUGGUCAAGAUGUUCUACAGCUUCCAGGACAAGAGGAACCUCUACCUCAUCAUGGAGUUCCUGCCUGGAGGCGACAUGAUGACCCUGCUAAUGAAGAAGGACACUCUGUCAGAAGAAGCCACGCAGUUCUAUAUCGCAGAGACGGUUUUAGCCAUCGACUCUAUCCACCAGCUGGGCUUCAUCCACCGGGACAUCAAACCUGACAACCUGCUGCUGGACUCCAGGGGACACGUGAAGCUGUCAGAUUUCGGCCUGUGUACGGGACUGAAAAAAGCUCAUCGCACAGAGUUUUACAGGAACCUGACCCACAACCCACCCAGUGAUUUCUCCUUUCAAAAUAUGAACUCCAAGAGGAAAGCAGAGACAUGGAAGAAGAAUCGCAGGCAGCUGGCUUAUUCCACUGUGGGUACGCCGGACUACAUUGCUCCUGAAGUCUUCCUGCAGACGGGAUACAACAAACUGUGUGACUGGUGGUCUCUGGGUGUCAUCAUGUAUGAAAUGCUCAUUGGUUAUCCACCCUUCUGCUCGGAGACGCCGCAGGAGACGUACAGGAAGGUGAUGAACUGGAAGGAAACACUUGUCUUCCCACCUGAAGUCCCCAUCUCAGAGAGGGCCAAAGACUUGAUAUUAAGGUAUUGCACUGACAAUGAGAACAGGGUUGGAGCUGUGAGUGUGGAAGAGAUCAAGAGUCAUCAGUUCUUUGAGUCAGUGGACUGGGAGCACAUCAGGGAGCGGCCGGCAGCCAUCUCCAUCGAAAUCAAGAGUAUUGAUGACACCUCUAACUUCGAUGAAUUCCCUGAAUCAGACAUCCUUCAGCCAGCCAAUUCGACUGAGCCAGACUUCAAGUCCAAGGACUGGGUGUUCCUCAACUACACGUACAAGCGCUUUGAGGGUCUGACUCAGCGAGGCACCAUCCCCACAUACAUGAAGGCAGGGAAGGCCUGAUGCGCUCAAACAGGGAGAGGCCGUCGUGGAGGAAAUAACAACAAAAAAACAGACGUUUAUACGGACACAGGGUCGGGCCCUGGUGCCCCGCUGGUGCUGAAGGCUGCGCUGACAGCCUCUCAGUCUAAAUUUAACCAUCACAAUUUAUUAGGUCUGCUCAGCCGCCGCAAGAACUCCUAAAAGCAUUACCGCAUUACCUCGGUUGUUUAUACUGUAUACCUGUGCUGUCUCUAGCCAUAGCUCUCAGGCCACCUCACCAACUAGGACACUAAAUCAGCAUAUCUGCAUGUUCAGCGGCACAUUGCUUCUGGAGAGAUUUGGUUCACUGCCUAAAAGCAUUAAAACGGCGGCGCUGGGAGUGAGGCUCGAAUACAAAUCACUGCUUCGACAUCUUUGCAUCAUUACCUCUCAGCACUGAUGGCUAAACUGGCUCUGAUGCAACAAUUUCUUUGAUGCUGAGAACAUGCUCUAUACACUGUAGUCAAACUCUGGAUUAUUGGUAUGAACAGGAACCCCUCUCUCGUCCUCACCCUAACUCUGUUCAUUGAGUUGAUGGAAAGUUCCAGCAUGAUUUCUGGUGUUUUUAUUUCUGCUUCAGUUCACAAAAGCUUAAGGUGUGAAAACUUCCCACUGAAGUUUAUUUUUAGCCCAGAGAAAUGUCUUGUUUUGGUUUGGUGGCUUGAUUAGUUCUACAUCAAUACUACUAAGGGAAUGAUAAAGGUUAGUUAGGGUUAGGGAUAGUAAAGGUUUGAUGAAAAAGACCAUUCCACUUGGAGCUCCUUAUGCAUAACCCUUCAUGGCCUGUUUAAAUAUAUUGGGGCAGGGAGAAACAAUUAUUAGGUAAUGGAACAUCUUAAAUUUCUAAAGCCAUUAAGGCAGUAGGGUUAGGGUUAGGCAUUUAGUUGGGAUGUUUAAGGUUAGGGUAAGGGCCUAGGUCUGUGUGUUUGUGUUAACCUAACCUUGAUUAAGGUUUUUUUUGGAAAUGCACCCCAAUGUUGGUUGCCACCCACCAAUUAACACUAAAGAAGAAGUUUAGUGGUAAGAUGUGAAUUGCUGUUAAGUUAAGGUUAGGGUCAGGGUCAGGCAUGAAUUGGUCAUGGCUAAGGUUACUGGUAAGGUUUAGCUUAGGCCUGGAAGUCAAUGCAAAGUCCUAAUUAGGAUAGCUGCUCAAACCUCUGUGUGUGCGUCAUCAUUGCAAUAUGGGGUCAUAGAGACACCUACUUUAACAGGAGCCAUCACUGAGGUGGCUGUGUGUGAUCUGGCAGCUGUUUGCACGUGGGUCUCUUCUGUGGACAGGUUUUGCUACCAUGACUAAGCAAGUUAUAUAAAACCUAACAUGUGUGUGGUUAAAAUCAGAAGGCAGUCAGAACACAGGCGUGGUUCUACCCAUGUGAGGGGCAGUAAUGCUGUAAUGACGACAGGUCUGAACGUCAACAUGUUGACAUGCUUUGCAGUUAUAUAAAGGUAUAAUAAUACAGAGGAUGUUAUGUUUUCGUCUGCGUUCGUAAGUCUGUCUGUCGGUGAGUUAGCAAGACUACGCAAAAACUACUAAAUUACCGCAGAAGUUGAUGGAAGAAUCCAUUGAAAGAAUCCGUAACAUUUUGGUGCAGAUGAUGGAAUUUGUUUUUCACUUUCUUUCACAUUGUGAGAUUGGGUGUUUUGCAACCCGUUCGCUCAUUUCUCAAACGAUAACUCAUGAAUCAUAAUGUGGAAAAAGAGUCAGGUAGAUUUAGGGUUAUAUCUAUGAGUUUGUGCCACUCCUUCACAGUAUUGGAUGAGGUUCAGAUUAAAGCGUUGGUGCUUUUUUUGUACCAACUGAAAGCUUUUAUAAACAUGAUUGGAAAGGCUUUAAGAUAUAAAACAAACAAGUGAAGAGUCAAAUCAUGCUGGAAUCGUCCUGUUGCCCGUCACACGGUGCCAAACAAACUGUGCUUGAGUGUCUCUUCCCUUCAGAGCCCAUUGUUUGGUUCAGAUUAGUGCUACAGUAAUAGAUGUCUCCCCUGCUUGGGAUUCCAAUGAGUCCGACAGCCAAUCGCUUCCUUCUUAGACGGACAAAAUAUGCAAAGUGCCUUUAGAUAUUUAACCAGAUCUGUUAGAGGGUUCAUCCGAAAUUAAUCAGAAGGACGUUAAUAACAAUUAAGAAUUAGUUGUAAAGGUCAAUGAGGGAGAGGAAUAUCAUAAGGAAAAGAAUAGAAACACAGGGAAAUUAUUCUAAAUGUGCAAAUUCAGCUUUUUAAAUGUGCGUGUGAGAAACAUUAUUUGAGUGAUAAAACAUAGGCAGUUUAGAAAAAGCUUGGUUCUAUAAGUUAGAUAGGGGAUGGUAAAAAACGUCAAAGCAAACACUUUAAAAGAAAGUGUCUUUGUUUGGAAAGUAAGGAGAAAGAUAAUAAGAACAGAUUAAUGUCAUGGAAAUCUACACAUGUAUGAUAAAUGUUUCCUUCCGUUGAGGUUUAAUUUUCAUAGUUGAUAAUGAAUUAAGUUUCCAUUUGCUGUAUUUAAUUUGUUUUUCUUUCCCUUAGAAAAAAAGCCUCAAUUACAUCUAACGCAAGGCCUCGCUUUGUCAACGAUAAAAAAUCAUCAUCACGUCUGCUAAACGUAGUAACCAAAGAACUGUGAUCGCCACACGUCGUGAUCUGAACACACAAGCUCAGAUGUAGCUGUCGCUUGCUGCACUCAACUUCAAACUACCUUUUAGACAAACAAGAAAAAAGAAAAUCGCUAGAGAGCUAACCCAAUUGGGUCCUGGAAUAAUUUGCCAUUUUGGUUCCGACACAGAAAGUGAGUGUGCGGGGACAGGACGUUUCUCAGUUCCGUGUGUUCAGUGUCAAGAAAAGCUCUAAAUGUCCAUGCAGGGACAGGAAGUUCGCUGAAGACUUAACCACGUUGAACUAAGCUGUAGCCAUCACAAGAAUCCCACAUUAACAGUCUGUGGUGUGAUUUGAGAGGAAUUGAAAGAACUAAGUCGUUCAUCAGUUGGAAAAUGUUAGUGUUGUGUUAUAUUAAACCUACACCAGCC